Blepharisma stoltei is the source of this 1182-nucleotide messenger RNA. The record is from the annotation of a GenBank genome assembly. Lineage: Eukaryota; Ciliophora; Heterotrichea; Heterotrichida; Blepharismidae.
AUGGAUUCUCGUAGAUCAAACCCAAAAUCCAAACGAAGCCAAGAAGAGUCAAAAUCUUCUUCUCGGUCUCCUUCUCCACCUAAAGAAAAAUCAUCAGACAGCCCAAAGGACAAUAUCAUUAACUCGUUACUACAACCCUUAGAAGAAAAAAUCCAAGAAGAAGUCAAAGAAGAGCUCAGAGAAACAUCCAAAAAAAGCUCAAAACUCAAUAGAAUGCAAGAAGAAGAAUAUCAAGAAAAUAUUGUAACUCCUACAUCAUUGGUGCCAGUCGAAAGUGAAGGCCCACACACAUUUGUUACGCAGAAAAAAGAGGAAGAAAAGCCUGGAGAAGCCCCGUGAACUAUAAAUGAUUUGUUGUUUCCAGGAGGAAAAGUAGCAAAACUGUGUAGGAUUUUGAAUCCGAGAAGUAAGGAUAUUAAGCUUGGGGAGAUUUUGAAAAGAUGUGGGAUAAAUGAAAGUCUGCCUGUUAUUAUGCUGGCAGGAGCGGAAGGGGACCAAAAAGCUAGGCUUUUGAUUGGGAUUGCUAGAGCUGCAUAUAGCACAGAUGCAGUUAUAAUAGAUAAUGGGCUUAAAAUGGGUAUUGAAAAUAAAAAAAAAUUAUAUUUUAAAAUUUAUUUUUUAUUUGAAUUAAUUUAAAUAAUAAAAAAAAGUUAUUUUUCCCCCCUUAAAAGUGGAAUCGAACAAGCCUGCGCUCGCAAAAAGGUUCGGCUAAUUGGAGUAUGCCCUGAAGAAUUGAUUGUCUAUCCUACUAAAGCUUCUAGUGGUGACCGUCUAGGAGAACUCAGUGCUGGGCAUUCUCAUCUAUUUAUAGUAGGCUCCAAAGGAGACAAUAUGAGAUGGGACAGUACCGUCCCCUUGAAAAUCGAUUUAAUUGAAAGGAUUCGAAAAGGAAGAGGAGGUCCAGGCUCUUUUACAUGUCGAGCUAUUUGUGUGUUAGUUGGCGAUAACUCAAACUGCUUAUGGGAGGUAGAAAAAGCAAUAAAAGCAGGGUGGCCUGUAUUAGUUAUUGAAGGAAGCCCAAUAGGAAGAGAAGUGUCAUCUAUAUUAAAAGGUGGGCAUUCUACGAUGGGCAAAAGUUUCCAAGAGGCUAUAAGAAAUGGGAAGAUUUUUAUGUUUCCUGAGUCUGGAACAGCUGAGCAUUUAGCAUCGGCCGUGCACUUGCAUCUUGCAGUAACUUUAUAG